GAUGACGUCGUCACGGGGACGGUUGGUGCUGGUGUGACACAGACUCAGUGAAGAAAAGAAAUGGCGAUGCUCGGAGGUUUUAGCGCAGCACAACACAAAAAGAACGUCUCUGACGGGAGCGGCGACGUGUCCGAAUUCGUUUGUCCUGUUUGCCUCGAAAUUUUCGAGAGUCCAGUAACACCACAAUGUGGACAUACGUUCUGCCAGAGUUGUUUGCAGGAAUGUCUGCGUCCACAGAAGCCUGUGUGUGCUGUAUGCCGAGCCACUCUGGGCCACUGUACUAAAGCUGCUGAACUUGAGGCUCUCAUUCAAUCUUCUGUGGCAGCCUGUAAGGGAUGUGGAGUGCAGGUGGCCCUUUCUAAGAUGAGAAGCCACACAGCUGCCUGUUCAAAUACCAAGAAUACAUUGAGGAGGGAGUUGAGGACAACUGCACAGAGCCAGCCUGCCAUUGUCAGUCCAGUGCCAAAUCGCUACACCUUCACCUGCCCCUACUGCAACUGCCAGAACCUCGACCAGGACGGCCUGGUUGAACAUUGCACUACCCAGCAUGCUCGAGAUGCACGCCAAGUAGUGUGCCCCAUCUGUGCCUCGAUGCCUUGGGGGGAUCCUAAUUACAGAAGUACUGACUUCUUCCAGCACCUGAAGAUCAGACACACUUUCUCAUAUGAUACAUUUGUUGACUACUCCACAGAUGAGCACACAAUGAUUCAGGAGGCUUUACAGCGCUCCCUUAUGGACCACUGAAGUGUGAAAAACAAUCCACCUGGUGGAGGGAAUCCAGAGAAAUGAAGGGAUGAUGGUCUUGAAAAGACAGAAACACACAGUGUCAUCAUUCAUCUAUAAUGAGGAUGGUGGUACUGACUUAUUAUGGGUAAUUAUUUUCAUAGGGAACUGGUAUCGUAACUAUGAAUAUAUAGGUUUAUUAUUCUGAAAAUAAUGCAAUAUGGUUUAAAAAAAAAAAAAAAACAUACACCCUGUACUGUUUGAUUUAGCAGUAAUACUGUGUUUCUGGUGUGAUCACUUACCACCCCACGACCCCCACCCCAGCUGAGUCUGUAGACUGGAUAGUUUGUUAAGUAUCUGCUAAACUAUGUUUGUUAGGCUGUUUGUUUAUUAAUGACAUGGUGUCAUCUAGCAAAAAAACUUCCAAACUUGUGAUUAAAAAUUCUCCAUUGUCAAUACUUGAUGUUAUGAGAGGGUGUAACCACUAGGUGGCUGCCUGUUGCCAGCAGACAACAAACUUCACUCAGUGAAGUCAUCAAGUAACAGAAAUGUAUAUUAUUCUACCUGAGUGACUGCAUGUUUAUGCAAAAGGUGAAAGGAUUUUUUUUUUUUUUUUGAUUGAGGCAUUCAGCAGAUGGAAGCUCUGUCUUUUCAAUGCUGUCUUUGAUUGCCGUGUGUGUGUGUGUGUGUGUGUGUGUGUGUGUGUGUUAGAGCAUGGGUGUGUUCAUGCUGUUUUCACAAAUCUACUGGUAAGAAUAAAUGAGGGUCAACCACACACAGAGAUGGCAAUUUUUGCUUCAUUGUAAUGCUACUCCCUUAUCUCUUUGUGCCUGCUGGUAGAUCUUGUUUCAGACUUCCAGAAUUCAUAGGGCUAAUAGUUCAUCUACUGAAUCUACAGAUGCAAAUAGGAGAAAAACAGAGGGGGGAAAAAAAAAAUCAGCGUGUUUGGGUCCAUUUGGUCAUUUUCAUUUGGUUGCAUGUUUCUCUGCCACAAGAGGGCAGUAGAGUUCUACCUUUCUUUGAUAACAUGACAACAGCGGGAUCUAAUUGAAGACAGAUUCAUUGUAUAAAUGUUCUUUACCCAGUGCUUUGUUCUCCACUUUGGUUUGGUUUAAAUACAGCAUACAAAAUCUCA
Messenger RNA from Archocentrus centrarchus (flier cichlid), 1858 nucleotides. It is a transcript of the gene rnf114, whose product is annotated as ring finger protein 114. NCBI's taxonomy places the organism in Eukaryota, Metazoa, Chordata, Actinopteri, Cichliformes, Cichlidae. Gene Ontology annotation, biological process: protein polyubiquitination; ubiquitin-dependent protein catabolic process. Gene Ontology annotation, molecular function: ubiquitin protein ligase activity. The record is from RefSeq and is a predicted model, not a curated record.